This is a messenger RNA of Medioppia subpectinata, 778 nucleotides long. NCBI's taxonomy places the organism in Eukaryota, Metazoa, Arthropoda, Arachnida, Sarcoptiformes, Oppiidae. The record is from the annotation of a GenBank genome assembly.
CUGGACUUAUAUCUAAUCCAUUGGCCGCUCGGCUAUCAGGAGGGAGAGGAGAAGUUCCCGAAGAACGCCGCCGGAGAGGUUCUGGUCAGUGAUGUUGACUUCGUUGAGACAUAUCUGGGUUUAGAAGAUUUGCUCAAAACAUCGAAAGUCAAGUCAAUCGGUGUCUCAAACUUUAAUUCACAACAAAUCGAUCGCAUUCUUAAGGAGGCGACUGUCAAACCGGUGGUCAAUCAAGUCGAAUGUCAUCCAUAUCUCAAUCAAACAAAACUGAUUGAAUUCUGUCGUCAAAAGGAUAUUGUGGUCACAGCUUACAGUCCAUUGGGCUCACCUGAUAGGCCGUGGGCUAAACCCGAAGACCCCUCUCUACUGGAAGAACCAAAAAUCAAAGAAAUCGCAAAGAAGUAUAACAAAAGCAGUGCUCAGAUACUGAUCCGAUUCCAAGUGGAGAGAGGGGUUGCCGUCAUUCCCAAGAGUGUGACCAAAGACAGAAUCGCUUCCAAUAUCAAUGUGUUUGACUUCCAGUUGACUCCCGAAGACUUGGUCACAAUCUCGGCCUUUGAUAGGGGACACGAGGGACGGAUCAUACACUUGGGUUGGAACGGACCCAAUGUAGUCGACCACAAACACUAUCCAUUUAAGACCCCCUUUUAAUGGCACAAAAUGUAAUACAUAUUUACCGGUGUUUUUAGGGUGAAUAAAAUCAUGACUAUUUUUAUAAUUAAAUUUAAUGAUUUUAUUGUGAUUUGAAAAUAAAAUUUAAUACUUUUGUGUUAAAAAA